Molecule: messenger RNA, 6151 nt
Organism: Cuscuta epithymum
Lineage: Eukaryota; Viridiplantae; Streptophyta; Magnoliopsida; Solanales; Convolvulaceae
Source: the annotation of a GenBank genome assembly
CAAAAGUAUUCUUACCUCAAAAUAGAAUAUGAUUACUACACGUACACAAUAACAGUUCCUUGAGCGAUCCAACUCAGAGGACGGUGAUUCACUAUUUCAAGUAAUUCAUUGAAUAAGAGUGCAUAGAUGAUAGGAACCUCGGAACUGAUUAAUCUUAAUAGGAAUUUUACUACGGUUGAAGAGAGCAGAAAAAUAAAAGAGAGCUGGAAGGAGAGACAAGCUUAGAAUUGGAUGAGCCCUUUUCCAUCCUGCAAAAAGUUUCAACCAAUAUCAUGGGAGAAUACAAUUUUAUCCAAGGAAUAAGAAAAGCCAGCAACAUGUAGUGUACUGCUCGAUCACUAAGUCACUCCCAGAGUAGAGCUGAGAAGAAAACUUUACUCUAAGGUACUGCUACUUUUUUUGCAAUGGCAGGUCAUACGUUCAUCUUCUUUAUCAUUUUUCUUCCUUUUAUGCAUUUCUCUGCAGCUUUGAAACUGUAAGGCAUAAUUCUACAGAGUAUGAAGAUGAGCCUAACUAAAAAGAAUGGUGUUUUAAGUAAGUGGGACUCAAGGGACAUCACUCCAUGUGAGUGGUAUGGUGUGAGAUGUAACUCCGAUUAAGAAGUUAUAAAACUUGUUCUAGCUUGCACCAACCUCACCGGAACUAUUCCCGGAGACAUUGGAGGUCUUAUUCCACUGAAGUACAUAAACCUUAGUGAAAUAAGCUAUCUGGUGAUAUUUCUAGAGAAAUAUGUCACCUGUCAGAUCUCCAAUAGCUUGAUUUGAGCUCCAACAGAUUAACAAGGUCUAUCCCUUAUGAAAUCGAAUUCCUGAAAAAGCCAACCUUGUUAAUUCUAUGUGACAACUAGUUGACUAGACCUAUACCAAAUACAUUCACGAUCCGAAAACUUAGAGAUAUUUCGAACUUGUGACAACGCCUACCUCAAAGGUUCUCUUCCUCCACAAGUUGGACAGCGUAAGAACUUGACCAUUUUAGGUCUUUCAUGUACCCAUCUUUCAAGGACUUUACCAUCAUCUCUCGGGCAAAAUCCCAUAAGAACUUGGUGAAUUCAUUUCUUUGAAGAACAUCCAUCUCCACAUGAAUGCUCUCACUCGAUCAAUUUCAGCUACUUUAGGUAACCAAAGUAACCUUGAAACACUUUUGUUACUUUCGUUUUGGGAUAACAAGUUUGUUGGUGACAUUCCUUAUGAACACAGUCACCAAUUGCAAAUAAUUGAUAUUUUCAACAACUCCUUAAUCGGUGUCCCCGACAGUUUAGGGAACUUACACAUUCUAAAAGAGCUUUCUUUAAAUAUGAACUUGUUAUCUGAUCCCAUGCAUUCUUAUAUAUGUAAUUCUACAAGUUGGAGCAUAUAGAGCUUUCAGAGAACCGAUUAUCCGGUUCGAUACCGGUUGGAAUUUAAAAAACGUUUAAUCUAAAGGUCUCUUGUAUCUGUGGAGGAACUAGUUUGAGAGACACAUUUCGUCAAACAUUUCACCAUGUCACAGUCUAUAAUAUAUUGACUUAUCUUAUAAUGCAUUCACUGGUUCAAUCUCCAAAAGCUUUUUCCAACUUCGGGCCCCGAAUGUCAUGACACUGAUAUCCAAUAAACUUUCCAGAGCCCUACCACCGGUAAUGGGUAACUGUUCCUCGCUUGUUUGGUUCUGUGCUAUUUAGAAUAAACUGUCAAAAUCCAUAUCGUUGGAGAUAGGUAACUUGGUGAUUUAAAAUUUCUUGGAACUAGAGUUGAAUAGACUCACUGAAAUUAUUUCGACUGAAAUACAUAGAUGCAAGAACCUAAUGUUUAUUGACCUCUACUCCAACUCUAGUUUGAGUGCGAUUCCUGACCAAUUGGGAGGGAUUUUUUAUGUGAAGGAACUUGAUCUUUCAGAUAAUUUGAUCGAAGGUAUUUUAAGUCCUAAUAUGGUGUUAUUAAGCUCACUCAACAAAUUGAUUUUAGGACGAAACCGGUUUUUUGGCUCAAUCCUGACACAACUUUGCAUGUGUUUGAAGCUUGAAUUGAUUGAUUUAAGUAGGAAUCAGUUUUCCGGUUUGAGUAAAAUUCUAGUUCUAGCAAUUUCCUUAAAUCUGAGCUGGAAUAGACGUUCAGGUUUAAUUCCAAGGGUAAAAAACUUUAAUAGGAGUAAAACAAGUGACAUGAACGUAAAUAGGAGUUACAGUCUCCAAUUUACGUUCAUGGUACUUUUUUUACUCCUAUUGAAGUGUUUUUGCCUUGGAAUUAAACCGGAAUGUCUAUUUCAGCUCAGAUUUAAGGUAAUUGCUAAAACUGGAAUUUUACUCAAACCGGAUGGACUGUUGCCGGAAAACUUAUUCCUACUUAAAUCAAUCAAUUCAAGCUUCGAACACAUGCAAAGUUUUGCCCGGAUUGAGCCGAAAAACCGAUUUCAUCCUAAAAUCAAUUUGGUGAGUGAGAUUAAUAACCCCAUAUUAGGACUUAAAAUACCUUCAAUCAUAUUAUAGAUCAGGUUCCUUCAAACAAACAUUCCCUCCCAAUAGGUCAGGAAUCGUACCCGAAAUAGAAUUGAAGUGGAAGUCGAUAAACAUUAGGUUCUUACACCUAUGUAUUUUAGUCGGAGUAACUCCAGUGAGUCUAUUCAAUCCCAAUUCUAAGAAAUUUAAAUUCUCCAAGUUUCCUAUCUCCCACGCUAUGGAUUCUGACAAUUUAUUUUGACUAGUUCGGAACCAAACAAGCGAAGAGCAGUUACCUAUUUUCGGUGGUAAGACUCUAGAAAGGUUGUUGGAUAUCAGUGCCACUACAUUCAGGGCCCGAGUUGGAAGAGGCCUUUGGGGAUUGAACCAGUGAAUGCAUUAUAAGAUAUGUCAAUAUCUUGUAGACUGUGGCAUGAAGAAAUGUUUGACGGAGUGUGUCCCUCAAACUGGUUCCUCCACAGAUACAAGAUCUUUAGAUUAAACACUUUCUCAGUUCCAACCGGUAUUGAACCGGAAAACUGGUUAUCUAAAAGGUCUAUAUGCUCCAAGCUUGUAGAAUUACAUAAAUGAGAAUGCAUGGGACCGGAUAACAAGUUCAUCUUUAAAGAAAGCUCUUUUAGAUUGUGUAAGUUCCCUAAAUUGUCGAGGAUACCACCCGUUAAGGAGUUGCUAGAAAGAUCAAUUCUUUGUAAUUGGUGGCAGUUUCCGAGCUCAUAAGAAAUGUCACUAACAAACAUGUUCUCCCGCAACGAAAGUGUUUCAAGGUUACUUAGAUCACCUAGAGUAGCCGAAAUUGAUCCAGAGAGAGCAUUCCUGUGGAGAUGGAUGUUCUUCACAGAAAUGCAUUCACAAGUUCCGAUGAGAUUUUUCCAGAGAGUGAAGAAGAGUAAAGCUCUUGAAAGACGGGCAUAUGAAAGUCCUAGGAUGGUCAAGUUGUUACAUUGUCCAAAUUGUGGAGGGAGAAAACCCCAGAGGUAAGUGUUACUACCAGCUCGAAAUAUCUAUAAAUUCUCCAGAUCACCAAUGGUAUUUUGUAUAGCUCCAACCAAGUGGUUGUCAUAUAAAGUUAACAAGGUCAGUUUUUUCAGAAAUCCUAUUUUAGAAGGUAUUGUCAGAUUGGAGCUCAAAUCAAACUGUUGAAGAUCUCGCAAGGGACAACUUCCUCUAGGAAUAUCACCGGAUUGCUUAUUCCCGCUAAGGUUUAUGUACUUCAACAAGGCCUCCAAUGUCUCCGGGAAUAGUUUGGGUCAGUUGAGGUUGGUGCGAGUUAGACCAAGUCUUAUAAUUUCAUUAUAGGAGUUAGAUCUGACUCCAUACCAACCACACAAGGUGAUGUCUCUUGUGUCCCAAUUACCCAUAACACCAUUGUUUCUGAUUAAUCUCAUCUUCAUACUUGGUAGUAUUCUGCCCUUGCUGAUUCAAAGCUAUAGACAGAAGCAUAAAAGGAAAACAAAAGAUAAAGAAGAGAAAGGUAUAAAUUGCCAUUGUAACAAAAAAUAGCAGUGUUUUAUAUGAAUUGGAAUAAACUCUGUACAGAGGAAAGCUCAAGAAAUAGUGCUCAUGAAACAGAUGAAAAUGGAUUGGAUUCCAUAUAUCCCUUUGGACAAUAGGACUUCAGGGGUUCUCAGAUUGAAAGACUCAAAUCCCAAAUUUUUAUUUUGGGCUGUACACAAAGAAGGUAUGUGGUGUUGUGCAUUCAAAUCCUUUAUAACCUAAUAAUUAUUUUGUGCUGGUUUUACGAGCAUCCUAUUGUUGGGGCACCUAGAAUGCCUUUUAUAACCUAUUAAUUGGUCCAGAGGUUUAUGGUCCACCAUUGAGGUUCUCUUAUUUGUCCCAACAAUUGUUGUAAUUGUGGGCUUCUAUCUUGCAGUCAACUUUUUAAUUAAAUCGUCUUCAUUGUCUUCAUAGAGCUGGCUUAAAACAUUUGAAGUUGGAGCGUGUGAAGAAGUUUGAGUUUUGCUUACCAUGUCAGUGAAUAAUUUUACCUUGCUAGGUAUGUGCAUUUUUGCUAAUCAAUGGCAGUAUUUUAGUGAUGCAUUUCCUUGGAUGUACUCUGCUUUAUACUUGGGAUGGGGUGUAUUUUUUUUUUAAAUAUCACUGAAUAAAGGUUUCUAAUAGAAUAUGCAUUUUCUCUCUGAGUUCAUGAUAUGCAUUUUAUAGAUAUGCAUUCUAGAUGACAUGGAAGUUUAUUGUGCCUUAUGAGACUUAAUUGAACUUAUUUUAUCAUUCAUCCAGUGAAUUUUGAUACUUGCUGAACUUUGUUCUUUUCUUGUUUUGUUUCCUUUUUAUUUAAAACAUGCACAUGAGUCAUAGUUUAUUAAAUGUAAUUCUCAAGGAAUAAUGACAUGCUGGGAUAUCCAGCAUAGAGCUUCAGUAAACAAUUCAUAAUAAUCAAAAUUUGGGAGUUGUUUUUCAAUAAAUUGAUGAUUCAAGAUGAUAAUAUUCAGGAUGUUCCAAAAAACAGCAUUACUAGACUAAGAGAGUAAGAUUAUAAAUGUGAGCUUAACUCUUUCGGUCAUAUGAUCAUAAAAAUGGUUCACAGAUGUAUGGUUUCACCAGUAAGAUUAUAAAUGUGAGCUUAAAUCCAUUUCUUGAAUUCAGUACUUUUUCACUGAUAUUUGGUACUCACUGUGGAGCUAUGUGCUGUUAGUUUGUGCAUAUAGCCUCAACGGGAAGUCAACUCACAAAUGUCUAAAAUUUUCACAGAUUUCUACCACCCCUUCAAGGAAGAUGAGUUUGAACAGAGCACCAUUGUUCCUAUUUACCCAAUAGACCCCAAACUUUUACGAUUUGUUUGUAUUGAGAAGUCUAAAACAGAAUUUCCUUCAGAGUUCAGAUAUUACAAGAUACGUUCACUAAAAUAUUUUCUCGUUUUAUAUUUGGGUACUCGAUGAACUUGAGGUAAACUACUAAUCUUUUGUCAUCCUUCCCUCCCACAGUUUGUGAUAACUCCAGCACUUGCUGGGUUAACAAUGUGGACUGUCAGGAAGUCACCUAAAUGUGAUUUUAUAUUAAUCACAUAUGUCAUAGUGCCAUGUAAUACCUGCUUUAGGUAUUUUUUAGUAAAUGAGUAAAUUGCUAGUAUAUACUUUAUUGUUAAUGUUGAAACUGUAAAAGGUUACAAGUGUUGUGGUCACUAUCAUCAACUUACCUGUUUGAUAAUGGGAUAUACUCAAUAGUGCUUGCUUGGUCCGGCUGGUAUUCUGGGAAGGAGCUCAUUAUGGCCUAAAAAGCUCAUGAAGAGAAAGCAUUUUUGUGAUCUAUGAAAUUGAUUUAUAAUAGUUCCCUUAUGUCUCAUUGUAUAUCAUGACUUUGUAAAGGAAAAUGUCCUUGAAGCCAAAAGGGAAAACCGCGAGGUAUUUGGUUAAAUGUUCUUGAAAACCUCACCUCGCAUAUUUUCGAAGAAAACAUUAUAUCUGGUUUGUCUCAUUGCACUGACCACAAUUUCGAUUUUGUACCAUAGGCAAGGUAAGCCCGGAAAAAGGCAAUAGCAGAAAUGAGUGAAGAAACAAAAGCUGCAUUUGAAAAGAUGGUAGUCUACAAGUUCUACAAGUUUUAUCUUCCCUUGUAUGACAUUUAUCAACAACAUAAAGUUGAGAUCAUGUAACUAGUACACUUAAUGACCAGUUACAUGUUGGCUUCAUGACUUAAACAUUUGUGUUUCGUGUUGUUUUGGGUUAAAAAAACUCCAACAAUUAAAACUUCAAAUUUUGUUUUCAC